Penicillium salamii is the source of this 3951-nucleotide messenger RNA. The record is from the annotation of a GenBank genome assembly. Lineage: Eukaryota; Fungi; Ascomycota; Eurotiomycetes; Eurotiales; Aspergillaceae.
AUGAAUCAUAUUUCAUUUGGAGAUUCGAGUUCCGGGUCGCAGAUUGCGAUCAAUAAUGGCACCGUCAACAAUCAGUUCAUUUCUGAUUUCGCCGAAAAGUUGCCUCUAGUCCACGAGGCCACAUUCGAUUCCUUCGACAAUCAGCAUGAACCCGAGUGCUACACAGGCACACGAAUCGAUCUCCUCUCUCGGAUUGAUGAUUGGGUGCAGUCUCGAGAUUCUUCUGAUUCAAAAUGUAUAUUUUGGUUGAACGGAAUGGCCGGGACGGGGAAAUCGACGAUCUCUCGCACUGUGGCAAGACGAGCCAGCGACACGAAGACUUUAGGCGCAACUUUCUUUUUCAAAAGGGGCGAGGGAGACCGAGGGACUGCUAAAAGCCUGUUCACAACGAUUGCACACCAACUUGCCGGCAGCCUUCCGGAAUUGCUGCCCUCCAUCAAGCAAGUAAUUCGUGACAAUCCAGAAAUUGCGUCGAAAACCAUGAAAGAACAAUUUGAAAAACUGAUCAUGUGUCCACUCCUAAACUGGAAACCCAACACCUUUUCGUCGCCCCAGCCUAUACGGAUAAUAAUCAUAAUCAUCGACGCACUGGAUGAAUGUGAAGGAGCAAACAACAUUCGAUUGAUACUGCAACUUCUACCACAACUCCAAAAAUCAACACGAUUACGUCUUCGAGUGUUUUUGACCAGCAGACCUGAAUUGGAUAUCCGCAUGGGGUUUUCCGGGAUUUCAGAUUACAAAGACUUCAUUCUCCAUCAAAUCCCUAAAGAAUUGAUCGAUUACGAUCUUUCAUUGUUCUUGCGCCAUAAAAUUUCCGAGAUUACAAACGAACGCUCGCUUCCUGCAGAUUGGGUGGACGAUUCCACCUUUCAAGAUCUUGUCUCACUAUCCUCUCCACUAUUCAUCUUCGCUGCCACUAUUUGCCGUAUGCUGGAAGACCAUUAUUUCGAUCCAGUGGAGAGUCUAACCCAAAUACUUCGGUUCCCCCACGAUAUCUCGCAGCUCGACAAAACAUACUACUCUGUUUUAAACCGGAUUUUCCAUGAUUCGUAUGCAGAUGGUAAACAGCAGAUUGAAAAGCUGGCAACAGGAUUUCGACAAGUGGUAGGAGUCAUUGUGAUGCUUGAGAAUCCUUUAUCGAUCGUGUCGCUUUCAAAAUUCAUUAAUCUUCCCGAAAGUACUAUACGUACCAGGCUAGAUCCAUUACAUUCAGUUCUCAAUGUACCAGCGCAUGAUCGAAACUUACCGGUUCGUCUCUUUCAUUUGUCAUUUCGCGACUUUCUUCUCGAUCAUGGCAGUCGCGAUACAAUGCCAUUUUCUAUCGAUAUCCCCCAGACCCAUCUGAACAUAGCUGUGAACUGUGUGCGCCUCAAUCAACAGCAUCUGCGCAAGAACAUAUGCCAAUUGUCGGACGAAGGCACACCGCGUGUGAAGAUUGGUUCUUCGGCAAUAAAUCGUCAUAUCCCUCCAGAAGCACAGUAUGCAUGCCGCUACUGGACUCACCAUCUAGCGCACUUCAUGGAAAUGACUUCUUCAGAUUGCAGAACCGGAGGGGCUGAAUUGAUGAGUGACGUUUCUUCAUUUCUACAAUCGCAUUCUUUACACUGGGUAGAAGCUAUGAGCAUUCUUGGUGUCAUAUCGGAAGUGGUAGGGAUGAUCGACAUUCUCUUAAAUCUCAUCCCAGUAAGUCACCCCCUCUGGACCGAACGGGGGAUAUUCAACUUAUUCCUUGAAAAGAACCAAGACUCAAUAACUCUCGAAUACCUGCGCUAUACAAAACGCCUGGUUCUGAACAGUUCACACAUAAUCGAUGCAGCACCCCUUCAGAUUUAUUGUGCGGCAUUAGUAUUCGCACCUCAGAACAGAAUCCACGAGAGGUUAGCGGGCGACCUGCCUUCUUGGAUAAGCAAAUUACCUCAGAUAGAGCCUAGCUGGGGACCAGAAUUACAAAGCUUUGAGAAUGAUUCGAACGAAAUUCGAAAAACCGUUUUCUCCCCUGACGGGCGAUUCUUGGCAUCUUUAUCUUGUUCAAUACAUGUGCGGAGCUUCCCGACUGGCACCUUGCAAUGUAUCCUUGACACAAUACAACACUGGAGGUUAAGAAAAAUGGAGUUUUCACCAGAUAGCAAACUUCUGGCAUUCAUGUCUCGGUUUGCAAUUCGAGUCUGGGACCCUGUGACAGGUGCCUUGCGGUUCAAAUAUGAUCUUGAGAGCUCGAAAUCGGAACUCAAAUGUUUUUCAUUCAUCGAUAUUGCUCCACCUACAUGCGAAGAUGCAGAAGUCUCUCAUAAAGGCCAAUUAUUGGUAUCUUUGGCUACAAAUGGCCGACUGAUUCUUCAUGACCUCGAUGGAGACCAGCCGAGUCGCAACUUGAAGAGCAAUCCAGGGGCUGUUUGCUCGUUCGCGAUCUCCUGUGACAGACAGUUUCUGGCCUGUGGUAUUCAAAAUGGCACAGUGCAUCUUUUCGAGCUUUUGACGGGUCGGCUAACGGCUACUUUGACGGGCCAUUCGACCGAAAUCCUCGAAGUGAGGUUUUCCCCCGAUAGUAGGCUACUGGCAUCUGUCUCCAUCGGUACUGUCCGACUCUGGGACCCUGUUCAGGCAGUAUUGCGCUCUGAGCUAAUGGUUCAUGGCAUUCAUCAAACAAUAUUUUCCCCUGAUAGCAGAACAAUAGCCAUCAUGAUGAACAAUGAAUCGCCAUCAUACCUGUGGGAUAUCAAAAGAGACAAGGCUUGCGAGAUCACGAACUCUGAAGCUCGACUAAGUGAGAUUGUCUUCUCACCCAAUAGCUCUCUGUUGCUCGCUGUUGGGUCAGAAUCAAAGAUCUAUAUAUGGAGCCAUGAGAAAGGCGCAUGGAAAAGGGACCAUGAUAUUGGCUCCAGCUCGAGAGAAGUUUACUCCGCAGCCUUCGUACCUGACCCUACCUGUCUUAUACUGGCUUUUGGAUCCCGGGAUGGUCUAGUACGCCAAUGGGAUCUUUCUGAUCGGGCCCUCCUGGAGAAUCGUGUUGAAACGAAUAAGAUGUUCCUCUCGCCUAAUGGGCAGAUUUUGGCAUCCAAUGAUGGCUAUAUUUUUUCCGUUUGGGACUUCAUGACGGGCACCAGGAAGGUGAGGUACAAGUUUGAUAUCCCUCGUGAAGAUGCCUGGGUUGAUUGGGUUGAAUUUCCGGUUGCCUUCUCAGAUGACAACAAGUGGGUGGCAACAAUCAUCUCCCAUAACCAAGGAAUAUUGGUUUGGAGCAUGAGAACAGGAGCCUUGAAGCAGACUAUCACGUCCCUUCUCUUUUCUGUUCGCUGGCGCGAUCUGCCUUGGCUACCAAACUCACUCAUGCUGACAUUCUCCAACAACGGUCUUUUAGCGUGUCAUUGGGACAGCACAGUCAUUAUGUGGGAUGUUACCACCGGUGCUGAGCUACGAUACUGGGAAGAUGUUGGUGAUAUUACGAAAUUGGGGUUUAUUGAUGGUGGUCCAUAUCUGGGAACUGACAAGGGUGUCUUGGGUCCUGGUGAGGAUAUCCGACAGCAAAACCCAUUCCAUGUGAGAUUUUUAUCGCGACGGAAGGCUCGAAUACAUGAAAGAGAACUCAGCAUUGUGGAUCCAAAAUGGGAAGUGGAACAGAGAGGUGAUUCGGAAGAUGAUUGGGAAGUGGGACAGAGAGGUGAAACCCCAGAUCUGGAAUACUAUGAGGCACUAGGGUUAGUAGUUUUGCCACAACCCCAGAGGGAAGAACGUCAACGCCAGAGGGAACAACGUCAACGCCAGAGGGAACAACGCCAGAGGGAAGAACGUAUCUACCUUAAAUUUGAUGGAUGGAUAGCCUUGAACGGGAGAUGCGUGCUCUGGCUUCCCCCUGAGUUUCGCCACGGAAAUCCUAUUAUCAUCGCUCACGGCGAUAGGGUUGCUUUGGCGCACGCAUCACGGGGUAUUCUUUUCUUACAAUUUUGUGUAUAA